Molecule: messenger RNA, 1800 nt
Organism: Anastrepha obliqua
Lineage: Eukaryota; Metazoa; Arthropoda; Insecta; Diptera; Tephritidae
Product: zinc finger protein 235-like
Exons: 7
Coding region: 33-1409 (458 amino acids)
Cellular component (GO): nucleus
Source: RefSeq, a predicted model, not a curated record
UUUUUGUGAUUAUUGAAAAUAAACAAAUUAAAAUGGAAACGUGUGUUUUAAUACCAAAAGAGUUGUCACUCGCUGCAACAACAAUAACAGCAAAUCAUGAAGCCGAAAUCACAGUGUGGACAACAUCGUACAUCGAGCAAGGCACAAUUUUUUACCCCUUUCAAGGGACGAUACGCUGGGAUAAAUUAGACGCAUUUCAAUAUCUCGAGGAAAAUGAUAUCCGCUAUCGUUUCGGUUUGUAUGACGAGAUCUCACACGCCUUUCAUAAGCCAGUGCGUAGCUGUAAUUGGAUACGUUUUCUGCGUGUCUCCAGCGUAUGUGAUUCCAAUGUAAAUAUGAUUUGCACGAAAGUGAAAGGUGAACCCAUUUAUGAGGCGAUAAAACCGAUAACAGCGCAUCAGGAACUUGUUGUAUUCUACCUGCCCGAACGACCCGAAGAGGUGCUGUUUAUGCGAAUGCGAAUUUCUAUGUAUCGUCAAACAAUGGAUUCCAUAAUGAAAGAUUCACCAAUUGAUCUCUCAUCUUCCCUGCUGCAUCGAGUCUCGCUACCCGUUUCGCCGGUUUCAAGUAGUGAAGAUGAACAUAAGUCAAUAUCGAGUGAUCUAUCCGGUUCAGUGCUGUCUUUAAAUGAACCCGCAAGUGAUGUUAUAAACUCAACAAACUGUGAAAAAGUACGUGAACAGCGAACGCCGCAGCGAACACGAAUCGGGCGAAGUGAACGCUGUUUGCUGCCUUGCGAUGUCUGCGGGAAGGCAUUCGAUAGACCUAGUCUACUUAAGCGACACAUGCGAACGCAUACAGGUGAGAAACCGCAUGUGUGUAUGGUUUGCGGGAAAGGCUUUAGCACGUCGAGCAGUUUGAAUACGCAUCGGCGAAUACAUUCGGGUGAAAAACCGCAUGAAUGUCAGGUGUGUGGCAAGCGGUUUACGGCCAGUUCGAACCUGUACUAUCAUCGAAUGACACACAUCAAGGAGAAACCACAUAAAUGCAAUUUAUGCUCAAAGUCAUUUCCAACACCCGGCGACUUAAAAUCCCACAUGUACGUGCAUAGUGGCUCGUGGCCUUUUAAGUGUAACAUUUGCUUCCGCGGUUUCUCGAAACAGACAAACCUCAAAAAUCAUCUUUUUCUGCAUACAGGCAAUAAGCCCCAUGGUUGUGAAUUGUGCAACAAGAAGUUCGCAUUAGCGUGCAAUUUACGAGCUCAUAUGAAAACACAUGAAGGUGAUCCACAAGAUGAAUGUGUUCGCUGCGGCAAGGUGUACGUUACACUAAUGCAGGGAGUCUGCACAAGGUGCUCCGAUUCGAACAAUUCAACUGACACUGACAACAAGACUGGUUUUCAAUCGGGUGGCGAUACAACCACAGAAGAUGAAACCUCAAAUGGCACAACGGAAUGUAGUGACAAGUAAAAAAAGAAAAAAAAAAAACAAAAACAAAAACAACAACUGAAACGAAAAAAUCUACACAAAAACCAUAUAAAAACAAAACCGAAAACGAUAACGAUAACUACAUGCAUUCGUACAUACAUACAAACAUACAUACAUACAUAAAUACAUAAAAUACAACAAACAAAUAAUGACUGCUGCUGUAAAUAUAUACAUACAUACAUUCAUAAAUAUACUAUGCACAUAUUAAGUAAGCGAGCGGGACGCGAGGAGAUUAUCAUACAUACAUACAAACAUAUGUACAUAUGUAUGUAUGAAUAAGUGUACAUUUACUCCGCUAAAUAGUAGUUAUAUGUAAGCGCUAGUCUUAAGGAUAUUUAUAUUUUUUAAGUGACAAUACAAAGCAAGUAUAGCA